Molecule: messenger RNA, 1649 nt
Organism: Salvia miltiorrhiza (redroot sage)
Lineage: Eukaryota; Viridiplantae; Streptophyta; Magnoliopsida; Lamiales; Lamiaceae
Product: PTI1-like tyrosine-protein kinase At3g15890
Exons: 4
Coding region: 544-1605 (353 amino acids)
Biological process (GO): protein phosphorylation
Molecular function (GO): ATP binding; protein kinase activity
Source: RefSeq, a predicted model, not a curated record
GAUGGAGUAUUAAAGAAAUUGAAUGAUUGAAUAAUUGAGAUGAUUUCUGUUAUUUAUCGUCUAAUGAUGAUCCAUCGAAUAUGAACACUGGGACCCACGCGCACCGCAGAGAAAAAGGCAAAACCAAAAUAUUUCAUCGUGCGUGUUUGUCAAAUAUCCAAUCACCAUUGGCGUUUCAUACUUUCAUAAAUGAAGCUUUUAAUUCUCCUAUAAUUCUUUUCUCUCCUCUCUGACAUACUCCCACUCAGUAGCUUUCACUCAAUCAACGACGUACCUCUUUUUCAAGAAAACUUCAACAAGUGGGAAACAAGGCUCUCUUUCGUAACCAAGAAAAGCAUCCCUUUUUCUCACCGAAUUUUGAAAUUGGUGAAUUUCGGCAUUAGAGGGGAAGAGAAGGAUUUGAAGUGAUAAACUUUGGGCUUUUAUGCUCUUUUUGGUGGAAUUUAAGGGCUGGCAUAAGUGCUAUUAACUGUGGUGGAACUUUUUUACUGAAAGAUUGGAUUUUGGCAGGUGCGGUGAGGAGAACUGACUGAUUUUGCCUCAAUGUUGUGUUGUGUUAAGGGAUCAAAUCGGAAAAAUGAAGGGAAAAAGGAGCCCAAAAAGUGGAGGAUUUUUUCUUUGAAGGAACUGCAAUUGGCUACGAAUAAUUUUAACUACGAUAACAAGCUUGGAGAAGGAGGAUUUGGAAGUGUGUAUUGGGGUCAGCUCUGGGAUGGCUCUCAAAUAGCUGCAAAAAGGUUAAAGUCGUGGAGCAGCAAAGCAGAGAUGGAAUUCUCAGUGGAAAUCGAGACACUUGCUCGUGUGCGCCACAAGAAUCUACUGAGUCUGCGCGGCUACUGUGCACAAGGGCAAGAGCGCCUUAUCGUCUACGAUUACAUGCCCAAUCUGAGCUUGCUUUCUCAUCUUCACGGGCACCACGCAGCCGAGGGCCAUCUCGACUGGGGCAGGCGGAUGGACAUCGCUCUUGGCACUGCAGAGGGCAUUGCCUAUCUACACCACAAUGCGACACCGCACGUCAUCCACAGAGACAUCAAAGCUAGUAAUGUGCUGCUAGACGGCGACUUCAAAGCCCUGGUUGCUGAUUUCGGGUUUGCAAAGUUGAUCCCGGAGGGAGCAACGCAUGUGACCACCAAAGUGAAGGGGACGCUCGGGUACCUAGCUCCGGAAUACGCGAUGCUGGGGAAGGCGUCGGAGAGCUGCGACGUGUACAGCUUCGGCAUUCUGUUGCUGGAGCUGGCUAGUGGGAAGAAGCCACUAGAGAAGGUCGGGUUGGGGAAGAAACGUGAGAUUAGAGAUUGGGCGGUACCGCUAGCUCGUGAGAGGAAGCUGAAUGAAGUCGCUGAUCCAAGGCUAAAUGGGAAGUAUGUCGAAGAUGAGUUGCAUCGACUUAUCUUGGUUGGACUGAACUGUGCGGAUAGUCGACCGGAGAAGAGGCCCACCAUGCUUCAAGUCAUCCAACUGCUUAAAGGCGACCACCACGAACUCGCAGUCCUCCAAAAUGAUGAGAGCUUUAAGAGUAGCUCACUUGCAGAUUCUGGGACAGAGGAUAGCUCCGAGACUCUCGCAGAAGAGAUGGACUCCAAACAAGAAAUUGCAAAUUUCUAACUUCAUUUUGUCUUCACUCAUCUUAUGGAAAGGCAUUUACUCAA